This is a messenger RNA of Moesziomyces antarcticus, 2523 nucleotides long. RefSeq lists its product as uncharacterized. The record is from RefSeq and is a predicted model, not a curated record. The transcript has a single exon. Gene Ontology annotation, biological process: regulation of DNA-templated transcription. Lineage: Eukaryota; Fungi; Basidiomycota; Ustilaginomycetes; Ustilaginales; Ustilaginaceae. Gene Ontology annotation, molecular function: DNA-binding transcription factor activity. The coding region runs from base 1 to 2523 and encodes 840 amino acids.
AUGAUGCAGCAGCCUGCCACCAACAUGGCGGCUCCACUCUCUUUGGAUCGCCGGCCAGCUUCGGCGUUCCCGCAAGAUUUUGUUGGAGGCGCCGGCAGCGAUCCUCGCUACCUGGCUGCUGGCCAACCUUUCGCCUCGGAAUCUCAUCUACACAAUCCUCACCAGCAACAAAUGUAUUCGCAUCCGGCUCCAGACUUUGCCGGCGGCUACAACCAUACCGCGACCAGGGCGCCAUACGACCAGCAGCUUUCUUUCGAUGCCACAGCCCCCUCGCACGUACCGGCGUGGUUCUAUCAGUCGAAUCAGGAUCGCUCAUCGCACAACGUUCCUGCUGCCGCCCUCCCCUUCUCGCUCGACUCGUAUCCGCCACAGACCAACGGUGCAUCGGCAGCCACCAACAGCCUCUCGGCACCUCCGGUCUCGUCCCUAUCUGCGAGCGCACCACCCGAACGAGGUGCUUCUGCAGCCCCAGCAACUGCCGGUCUUCAUCCCGUUGGUCCCUCCGAAGCCGCACCGUUCGCCGUCAGCACGGCUGGCAAUGUUUCGUCGAUCUCGCUCCCAUCGGCUCUUCCGCCACCAGCCGUGAGCGAGAGGCGCUCUAGCGAUGACUCAGUGCACAACAUGGUCAACACUGGCUUGCCUAUGAUCGACGCCCACCCUCCAGCUGGUGCCGUGCCGAUGUCCAUCGCCGCCCGGGCGGGUUCCGAGGCUGCCGGCUUCAACGGGUCUCUCUCGCCCACUUCGUCCGCUCGCAUGUCGGGCAGUCCUGAGGCCCUCGCUUCAUCCAGCGGAUAUCCUCACUACGUCUCAGCUUCAACAGGUCCGCCCACAGGCAUGGUGAUUGGCGCGCCCAUGUCCAGCUCCGUCCUCGAAUCGAUCGACUCCUGGCUGGCUCCCGCACCCCCUGCUUCGAUGAACAGCAACACCACUGCUGGUGGCGACGCUUCGGCUGCGGCCAACUCCACGUCUUCCCACGGCACAACACGAAACAUUUCGCCAGCAGGUGGCUCAGCUGCAAGCAGCGUGCCGUCUUCCACACGAGUGUCUACUGGUGCUGUCUUCCAUCCUGGCUCGGCCUCCAACGACGCCUCGGCAUCCUCCUCGGCCGCUUUCAAGACGAGUGUCGAGAGGCGCGAGCGCAACAAGGCGUCGCAACGCGAGUCACGAAAGCGAAAGCAGGAUCGCAUGGAGACGCUGGAGAGCGAGAAUGCGGCGCUGCGCAAGGCGCUCGCCGACAUGAAAAAGUUCAGCCACGCCCUUUCGAACGGCGCGGGCAUUCGUGGCGCCGACGGCGCCGAGGUGGCUCCCAUCCAGCUCACCAAGUUCACGGGCGCAUUCCAUCUCGAUCUCAUCGAGUCGCAUCUGGAAGACGAAAGCGCCGAGGCCGAGUGGAAGGGUAUGAUCGGCCAUCGCUUCCCUGCUCAGACCUCGUCGGCGCAAGACUGGGAUGGCCCCACCUUCGGUGCCGCAUCUUCAGCGUCGGACUCGGACGAGGAGCACAGCCGAGAAGACGCAGGAGGUCCAGCCAACGCGGCAACACAAGCUGACUCGACUCAGGCCUCUGGGUCGACCAAAUUCGAGGGACCAUCCUCGGUGGCGACCGAAAAGGCCAAGAGCUCGCUCGCACCGUCGCAGCCAGACUCGCAAGCGGGCAAGAAGGCGACCUGGGAGAUCUCGCUCAAUCAGAAACGCCAGAAAGCCGCGCAGAGCUUCCCCUCGAUGGUCGCAGUGCCCGAGUUGGUGCUAUACAAGGUGUGUCGUCUCUACUUUAGCACGCUUCUGCCUUUUACCACGAAGCUCAAGUCGGGCAUCAUCAACCUGCGCGCAGCGCGCGAGGCUCCCGGCUUCAUUGGCGGAAUGGACGACCUGCCACGUUUCCCCGGAGAUCCAUCGUUUGUCGGCGAAGAGUUCUACCUGCCACGAAACCUGAUGCCGACCGAGAUGCAGAUGCGCAUCGGCUUCCACCCGGUCGAGAUCGCAGUGCUGCCGUAUCCGGCGAUGCGCGACCGCGUCCUGACGAUCCUCAGCGCGUUCCAUGCGAUCGAGGAGCUGGCUCAAGCAGAGGAGGACGCCGCUCGAUUCACGGACGAGUCGAGCAGCGACAAGUCGCUGGGCAAUAGCGGCGGUGCCCGAGCUCCAAGCGCCGAGGAGACCGAGCUCAACGACGAGGACAUUCGCAAGCGCACCGCCUUGGUUGCAGACAUGUCGGCGUGGAAGCCCAAGGAGGCGUCCGGCGCCGUGGUGAUCCCGGACAAGGGCCGAAUCUACUCGUACGGAUUCCUGGAGAAGCCCAAGGGCUCGCACCGUCUGCGCAAGCCAGCGCAGCGCUGGCUGGACGAGUUUUUCUACGCGAUCGUGCAAACGCUGCGCGUCUGGUCGCCCGCCGGCGAUGUGUUUGACGGCGAGUGCUUCGAGUUCAAGGAGAGCUUCUUCCGCAAGUACCCUUACAUGGUCGACGGCGAGAUCUUGCGUGCCACAAACCGCUGGAGGAGGGCACGAGGCGAGGAUCCCAUCCGCCUAUGA